Molecule: messenger RNA, 5493 nt
Organism: Diceros bicornis minor
Lineage: Eukaryota; Metazoa; Chordata; Mammalia; Perissodactyla; Rhinocerotidae
Gene: CDC42EP3
Product: CDC42 effector protein 3
Exons: 3
Coding region: 632-1396 (254 amino acids)
Source: RefSeq, a predicted model, not a curated record
UGUGCGUCCGGCCGCCGCGCGCUCAGUCUCGCUACCACCUUCCUUCCCGGCCGCCGCCCCGUCCUGCGGGGCGCGUAGCGGCGGAACCCGAGCGGGUGGGCGAGCCUGGAGACCCGCGGCCUCGGGCGCCUUCACGCCGUCUCGGAGCGGAUAACGCUGUGAGGAGGCGCCGCGCCGGCGGACCAGCUGGAUCUGCUCGUAGCGGGUAGGGACUGCGUGCGCCCUCGGGAAGCGUCGGUGCGGGGCGCCCGGCCCGGGGGCUGCGAGCGGCUGGGAUCCUCGGGGCUGCUGGCUGGAAGAAUUGAACCUGGAGAUAAAGGAUGCCUGUAUGUGUAUAGGAGAAGUUAGCCCUGUGUGCCAUUGACAGAAGGAAUUAUCCUCUGAUCAAGCUGGAGGUUUCUCCAUGUUGUGGAAGGGACUGGAUGAUGUAACCGGCUUUCCAGAAAGCCCCACUUGGCUGUAACUUCAGGAAGGUCUCUUAGAUCCCAUCUCAUUUCAGAGCCACUUCUGAAGCUACUUGAGAAAAAUGAUGUGACAAUUCCUAUCAAAAAGGAUUUUCGGAAACAUAGAACAUCUGUGAAGAAAGUGGCCCUUUUUCCCUUUUGCAAAAUAGACAUUCUCAAAUUCCAAAAUGCCAGCCAAGACCCCGAUUUACCUGAAAGCUGCCAAUAACAAGAAAGGAAAGAAAUUUAAACUGCGGGACAUUUUGUCCCCCGAUAUGAUCAGUCCUCCCCUCGGAGACUUUCGCCACACCAUCCACAUUGGCAAAGAGGGCCAGCACGAUGUCUUUGGAGAUAUUUCCUUUCUUCAAGGGAACUAUGAGCUCUUACCUGGAAACCAGGAGAAAGCACGCAUGGGCCAGUUCCCUGGACAUAGCGAGUUCUUACGGGCCAACAGCACCUCCGACUCUAUGUUCACAGAAACGCCCUCCCCAGUGCUCAAAAAUGCCAUCUCCCUCCCCACCAUCGGAGGGUCCCAAGCACUCAUGUUGCCCUUGUUGUCACCAGUGACAUUUAAUUCCAAACAGGAGUCCUUUGCGCCGGCAAAGCUGCCCAGGCUUAGCUGUGAGCCCGUCGUGGAGGAAAAGGCUCCAGAGAAAAGCAGUCUGUUGGAGAAUGGGACCGUGCACCAGGGAGACGUCUCAUGGGGCUCCAGCGGGUCCGCCUCGCGGUCCAGCCAGGGCAGGGACAGCCACUCCUCCAGCCUCUCCGAACCGUAUUCCGACUGGCCGGCCGAGGACAUGUUUGACCAUCCUGCCCCAUGCGAGCUCGUCAAGGAAAAGACUAAAUCAGAGGAGUCGCUCUCUGAUCUUACGGGUUCCCUCCUCUCCCUGCAGCUCGAUCUUGGGCCCUCAUUUUUGGAUGAGGUGCUGAAUGUCAUGGAUAAAAAUAAGUAACAGGAAGCCGCCAGUUCCUUUCCUCUGAGGUAGAAGGUAUCAAAAAAACUAACCACGGUUGAAGAGAAGAGCUUCACUGGCUACAUUUGCAGUUAUGUGAUGGGUUUUCUAAAAUCAUAUUCCUACAAAAUAUUUUUUAAUCUGUUAUGCCCUGUUUGCAAAAACAGUUUAAAAAAAAAAAAAAAAACCUGUCCUGGCAAAAAGAGGAAGUGAGUUAGUCAGAACCCAUUUUCGGCGGGCAUUGCUGCUGUUCAGCUCACAUUUUGUUUCCAGACACAUAGGAAAUCUGGCUGGGCCAGGAUUGGCACUAGCUGUGAAGGGCUGCGCGAGUUACAUUCAGAAGCUUUACUCCACAUUUUCUGAGCAAGAGGAAGUCAAAAUUUAUUUAACAUUUAAGCCUUUUUCUAGACUCUUUUCUAUAUUAUAUUGUUUGGGCUCACCAUAGCAAAUUCUUCAGUGUUAAAACUUCUCUCUGUUUUCACAUUUGAACAACUUUAUGGGUUUUGGGGAUUUUCUUGUAACUCUUAUAUAUCCCUCUAUAUUACUGUGUAUCUAUAUCACGAAAUUUUGACUGUCAGCUACAUGUUGGUAAGACACAAGCAAAGUAUUACUGUAACUAAGUUAUUUUUAAAGUUAAAAUAUAUUUUUAUGUGCCUUUGGCUUUUUAUUGCAGAGUCUACAUUUUAUAGAUAUUACAUCAAAAGUUGCCAUUUGACUUGUUUCCUUUGGGGUUCCAUUGUAAGCUGUGUAUAUGUAUGUUUGGAAAAGUGUAUUCCUACUUAGCUUUAUUUUUUUCCUUCAUCUGUUAUCAUACUUUUCACAGCAGCCAACAAUGGAUUGUAAAGUGUAAAGGCACAGGUUACCCAUGAUGCUUCUGCAGAGACUGUGGGUUAUACCACGUAAUGUGAUUUGGAAAUGUGGGUAUUUUAGUACAGUACAUACUUGCAUUACAUAGGUACUUCAUACAACACAAUAAAGAGUAAAUGUUAAAAUGAACUUGCUUGUUUAGAGUAAUAAAAAUGUUAAGAGAAUAGUAAUUUUUUUUUAAGUCCAGGGCCAGAAAAAUUGCUUCUCUGAAGUGUACAUGAGCAUUGAAAAUAAGGUAAGAGGUCAUUUCCAGCCACUCUUUAAUUUUGAUUAUUUCCCAAAGAUUUGAGAUUACAGAAACAUGGCCCCUCAAUUUUAGGAAAAAUGAACAUGUGCGAUAAGAAUUUGUGUUAAGUCAACAUUGAUGCCAACCUCUCAACUCAUUUCUGUGAAUCUCCUCCCUUACUUGAACUCACUCUACAGCAAACUCUUGUGACCCCAAUCCCACCCCUAUAGGACAGAUGUUUCCAUGCAGCAGGUGCCAUGUAGACAGGAUUGAGGCCAAAAAGAGGGCAGCAGAGAGCAUUUUCCCCCCAAGGAGCCAGAGAUGCCCUGAGGAUAUUGGUUAAGGAAACAGGAACAGGAAAUGUACACACCGAUUCCUGUCCCAUUGUCAACCACCCCUUCCCUCUCAAAGACAAACACUUGCACACAAUAACUUUCAAUUCUCCUUGAAAUGUAUCCCUGAAAUGACUUCCUCUCGCAAACACUUCCCUGUUUUCUUAACCAGGUUUGGAGUUGUUGCAAUUCCAUCACCUGAUCAUCUGAAAUAACCUUUGAACUGCAGAUGAAACACAGAUUAGAACAACUAACCAAGCAGAAGAGGAAACAAGUUUCCUGAGAGCGUUGAGUGCUUGCCUUAAUUCCCAGUUGCAUUUCUAUCCCACACUUUUCCAGUGUUCUUUCUCUGUGUGACCACACCCCACUCACAGUUCACAGUUCAAAUAGACUUCCCAGCCCCUUCUAAACCUUGUGAAUGAGAAAGAGUCUGAUGUAUCCCCUAAUUUUUAGCCAGGCUCUUUCAACACUUUUCCUCAUCUUAAUUAUUAUUGACCAUAUUCGUUCUCUCAUUUUACUCUUCAUCUGCAGCAUGACCUCCAGCAAAAGAUUAAACUAUUAGGUGAAAUGAUGAGGAAUGUCUGUGCAUUUCAGCUGCUCCCUCUGUGACAAAUAAGGAGAACAGCUCUGCCAGUCUUGGGUUUGUUUGAUAGAAUCUAAGCAAUAAUGCAUCCUUCCAGUUAUCUAGCCAUUAUACUUUCUCCAGGCCCUUUCACACAUAGUCUCUCCCAUUAGGUUAGGUAUAAUUGAGAUUAUACAAACAUGCCCCUAUUAGAGAUGAAACAAAGCCACAUCCAGCUUAUGAACGAUUUUGUUGAGUCAGUUCUCCUGUGGCCGCCCUUCUAAUGCCUGGUUCCUUCUCCAGGGAGCAGGGGCACAACUGGUGGUGGCUUUCUCCUGCAAAAAGGCACUUUUGACUUGCACCUGCUGAGAGCUGAUUUGAUGUUCUCAGCCUUUGAACUUUCUCCCACUUUUAACCUAAUUUAUCGUGAUGCACUUUAUUUGCAAACUCAGAAUGGCAAGCCACCUGUGACCCAACAACCAGAAAAGAGACUGUGCAAUUUGUAUAAGUAGAGACCUUUCGUGUUGUAGGCAAGGUUCUUGUGGGUGAUCUUUCCCCUGGGCAGUGAGACCUAACAAAGGACAAGAUAUAUUAUUUCUGCGUAAAAUUAUCUGCUUAAAAAUUUCAAAACUUCAGGUUUUCAAAACUUAGCUCUUCACAAAGUCAUUAAUUAUCACAUUUCAGUGAGUCAAUGUCACUGUCAACAAACACAAAAGAUUAAACUGGUUGAAUAGGCAAGAAAACCCAGGUCUCCAGAAUCACAGUCUAUUCCUUUCUAUGUUACUGAAAGUUACCAUUUUUUCUCAAGUCUCCCCACAAAACAUUUGAGUCAUGGAAUGGAGGAAGUCCAUGAAUUAACUUGACAAGUAUUUUAAAACACAAAAAAGUUAUAUUUUGUACACAAAUUAUACCUGGGACGUCACGUGUUUAUUCUGAUGGCACACCAUUUCAUCCAGCUGGACUUCCAUUCGAGAAUGUUUAAUUUUCACUUUGUUCUUAAAGCAAGUUCUUAAGAAGUAGGCCUAAACAUUUCUUUCUUGAGUUGUCAGAGAGUCAUUAUUCUGUGGUAAAAUGCUAUAAAGAACGUCACGUGGGAGAAUGGGAACUAUGCUCAUUUUAUGAAGUGAUGUAUAUAACACAAUGAAAUCUGUUUUACAAGUACUGUGUUGCGUUUAAUUAUCUUCCAUUUUUACUUUAAAAAUCCGAUAGUGAGUUCACUUCCCUUGGCUUCCAAGGGAGGUCAAUAAUCUUCGUCCUUUGAAGGUCAGCCAAAUUUUCUUCAUGGAAAGCAGAUUGACAUGGCUGAUAGAUAAAAACAUCUGCCCAAAUCAAAGCCACUGUGCAAAAUAGAGUUAAUAUUCCAGGGAUUCAUUGUGCAGAUAGAGAUGUCUGCCAUACAUCAAAAUGAGUGAGGCUGAACAAGUGAAGUGGGUAUUAUGCUCACCAUAAAAUGAUUGUUGGAGUAAGUCAGAAGGCAUGUGUGUGAUUCAUUGCCAAAAGAUUGUUGGGAAAAAAGAGCUUUGAGUUCUGGGGAGGGGGAGACCUGGGAUGGCUUCAUGGAAAAAGAGGACCCAAAUGGGGCCUUGAGUGACUGGUGACAUUUUUUUAGGGAGAGGGGCCAUACUCAAGAGGAAGAAGAUUAUGAACAAACAAAAGGAUACACUACAUCCUGGUAGGAUUUCUACUCAAAAUAGUCCAGAAACAGGGAUUGAAGUAGAAAAUGCUUAGUUCCAGGACUAAAAGAAUUGGGCCCAUGCCUGAGCGGUCUCACUCAGUGGAAUAAGAAGUGACUCAAGAAUCCGAGGCUGCUGAACAGGUGGUUCCCAGGGUUAGAAUUUUAUACGCAAUAAGCCACCAUCUUGUGAAAGCUCAUGCCCAGUCAAUAGUGCCUACGCUGUAACCUGAAUGCCGGAUUGGGGACACUUCAGCAGUGAGGCUGUUGGGUGUUCAGGGAAAGCCAUUUAUGACGAUGGAAGACGUGAAAGGGGCUAAGUAUCUCCUGAAAUGGCACCAGAUGAAACAAGUUCAUAUGACAGUCCCUGGACUGAACACACAAGCAGCUAUCCCACCAGCAGUACCCCCAGGGAGCUUCCUCACAAUCCCUCACCAC